UUGACAAAAUUCCGCUUACAAGUUAGCGUACAGUGAUUACUCGAUGUUACAGAUAAUGUUGUAUGACAUUAGAACAGAAACAUCGAUAAGUUUGUGAGUGAUAAUUAGGGAUAAUAUUUAACGAAAAUGGCAGGGGAAACAGAACACUUCAUGACAAGCGUUUGUGAAAAUAUGGACGACGGACAAACGAACACAAUCACCCUAAAAAGACAAAUCUAUACUCUCCAGGCAUAUACUGCCAAAUACAAUGAUGGGGGAGAAAACAUUAGUGUCUUUGAUGAAAUCAAGAAGUCCAUGACUUGUUCGAAAAGAAAAGUCGGAAAGAUUCUUGGGUCUUACCUCCCAGUUGUUGGAUUUAUACGUCAGUACAAGUUGAAGCAAUAUAUUCUUGGAGAUGCUUUGUCUGGCCUCACAGUCAGCUUCAUGCACCUUCCUCAAGCAAUGGGAUUUGGCAUUCUUGCUUCACUACGACCAGUCCAUGGCUUAUAUUCUACAUUCUUCCCGGUGCUUGUAUAUCUAUUGUUUGGAACAUCGCCUUAUAUAUCGUUUGGAACCAACGCUGUAAUGGCAUUGCUUACACAGACGGUGGUAGAAAGAGAAGCUGAUUCUUUCACUGCUUCAUUCAAAAGUAAUCAUAACGGAACUCUGCCUACUGAAGACGAGAUUAUGGACGUUAAAAUCGGUGCUUCAAUGGCGUGUUGUGUACUUGUUGGUAUAAUUCUAAUGGCAAUGGGACUUCUGAAACUUGGUAUAAUCACUUCGUAUUUGUCUGUUUCAUUUGUCGGUGGAUUUACUUCCGCAGCUGCAUUUCACAUCGCAUCCAGCCAAGUGCCUAAGAUAUUUGGAAUUAAGGUCAAGGCGUUUGCAGGAGCUGGAAAAUUGGUGCUUAUGUAUAUAGAUCUUUUCAGUAAAAUUGCAGACACAAAAGUAGUUGAAAUAAUUAUAGCAGUUAUUUGUAUGAUUGUGUUGUUGGUUGUGAAGAUAUGUAUCAAUGAGCGAUUCAAUAAAAAGAUGAAGAUGCCAAUUCCAAUUGACCUUAUUGUGGUAGUUAUUGCGACAUUUAUAUCACAUUUUGCAAAGUUUGAGGAUAAAUUCGAUGUAACAAUUGUUGGAGAAAUACCAAGCGGUUUCACAAGGCCGGCUGUACCUGACUUCAGUAACGCAAGUAAUUACAUGAGCGACGCUUUUGUCAUGGCGAUAUUGUCACUAGCUAUGAGUAUUUCAAUGGCAAAGCUUUGUUCAAACAAACACGGUUUACCAAUUGAUGAUAACCAAGAACUAAUUGCAUACGGUGCCGCUAAUUUUGUGUCAGGUUUCUUCCAUUGUUUCCCGCAAGCUACAGCGCCACCUAGGACGAUGAUUCUAAGUUCACUUGGUGCUAGGACGACGCUAAAUGCCAUCGCUACUUCCGUAUUUUUCCUGCUGGUGAUUCUUGUCAUUGGACAGUUAUUUGUGUCACUACCACUUAGUGUUCUCGCAGCAAUGAUUAUAGUUUCCAUGAAAGAUCUUCUCCUUCAGUACAGAAACCUACCACGAAUUUGGAAAAUAAACAAAUAUGACUUUAUUAUUUGGGUUGUGACAAACUCUGUUAGUAUUCUCGUUGACUUGAACUAUGGUAUCAUUGCUGGGGUUGGAAUCUCAAUCUUUCUAACCGUUAUAAUUGACCAAUUGUCGACUGGACAUUUGAUUGGCCUUUCCAAAUCGGAAGAUAUCGUGAUCAAAUAUACAGAUAAUACACAAGUAAGAGAUAUAAGCGGAGUUAAGAUCUUUAAAAUUCCAACAAAUUUAUAUUUUGCGACUGCUGAGAGGAUGAAGUUUCAGAUCUUCCGACAAGUUUUAAAUCCCAAAAAGUACCUGAAGAAAAUGCAGAAAUUGGAAAAUUUGGUUAAGAUAAUGGAUGAAGAAGAAGUCGCUGUAGGAGACAGCAAGUUUCUCGAGGAUGAGGGGAAAUAUACAGCAGAUCCUUUGGACAUACAACUGAAAUCGUUGGUACUUGACUUCUCAAAGGUACACUACAUCGAUAUGGCAGGAAUAGCUGCUCUGCAACAAAUCAUCAAAGAAUACACUACGGUAGAUGUCAGCGUUUACUUCGUUGCAAUCUCUGAAAACGUUGGUAAAACUUUUGAAGCUAGCGACUUUUUCGAGUCCUAUUCUCGGAGUAGCGUUUUCGUUGACGUGUUUGACGCAAUCUCAGUUCUCAGGUCGAAUGAAGCUGCGUCUGUUGUUUCAGCAAAAAUAUGAAAAUUACAUUACAACGGAAGUCGAGACAAUAUUGUCAUUACAUAAAUGAAAAUACAAAUAAUUAUACAGUGUCA
Molecule: messenger RNA, 2315 nt
Organism: Ruditapes philippinarum (Manila clam)
Lineage: Eukaryota; Metazoa; Mollusca; Bivalvia; Venerida; Veneridae
Product: sulfate transporter-like
Exons: 2
Coding region: 127-2241 (704 amino acids)
Biological process (GO): transmembrane transport
Cellular component (GO): membrane
Molecular function (GO): sulfate transmembrane transporter activity; oxalate transmembrane transporter activity; chloride transmembrane transporter activity
Source: RefSeq, a predicted model, not a curated record